AUGUCGCACUCAAAUUUACUUCUUGAUCCUCUUCUUUUGCAAGAAGACGAGCGAACCAGGAAGACUGGCAGCUCCUCGCAAAGAGCCUCUUCAAUGAUGCCAGGAAUUCCUUUUAUCGAGCAGAAAGUUCCCUUUAUCAAGAAAGAGCAAGAAGAGGAACUUGUUUACCACCCGGUUUCAACACAACUUGGUGACACGCCAGAGUUAAAAUAUGAAGACGGUCAUAAAUUUGGUUCUUGCUCAUCUCUUUCUGCCGAGGAACAUGAUGCCAGAAACAACAAUCCAGACCAUCUUUCAUCUUAUAAACAAGAUCGCAAGUCUACGAGAAUGCCACAGAAUUUACCACCCGCGCAAUCUGGAUCCUUCAAAUCACCCGAAGAAUACGAUCAGUAUGUUGGAGAUCUAACUUCGCUGCAAAAAUAUCAGCCUGGCGCCUCAGAUCAUCUCCGGCCUUCAUCGCCACAAGCAAGUAUACAAACUGGAGACUCCGAGUCCUUUCCACCAUCAACAGGCUUGCAACCUGUAAGCUCUGAUUCCAAUCGACCUUCUGAUGAUAUUUAUUACGAUGCUGGAGGUGUAUCCCAAGCACAACCUCACCAAUAUCAAUUGACUCACGACCAAUCUCCUGGCGGUCAAACUCUUCCUAUCCAACACUCUAUCAAUGAAAAUGUUGUUGAUAAUCAAUACUACAGCAGCCAGGCCUUUGAUAGUCCACCAGUUUCUCAAGCCCCCGAGCCUGGUCUUGAUCUUGACGAAUACCCAGAGUUACAACCAGGAGUUAUCACCAUGAAUCUCCCCACACCAGCUACAAUUCAAGAAGUCGAAUUCUUGCAAUCCUGGAUUCCGAGAAACAAACUAGACAUCGAAAAUUUCUAUGCUGCUAGGCCUGGACUGAAUCAACCUGGUCUCGAAAACUCUUCAAAGCAGGAUCAAGUAGAUACUGUCAUGAGACACAUGUUAGCUGAGCAUGGAGCUAUCAUUGAUGAGAGACAAAGUAUUCAUGGCCGAUAUGAUCAACUUGGCGCAGUUCUGAUCGGUCAAUUCCGAUUACAGAACCCGGAGCAUGCCUUCGAGCUCCAGCGCCAAGGAGAUCUUGCCUUCUUACCAUCUGCCACCUCUCAAACUCUUUCAUACCCUUCCAGGACCCCUCAUUCAGGUCUUCGCCACCAUAGUAAUCUACCUCGCCAUAACAAUUACGAAGAAAUUGGUGGUCCAGACGUAGAGACGGUAAAGCAAUGGGGCGGAAUCAGAAAUCAAAUCAACAACAAAGGUGUCUACCACGAAGUCUUGCACCGUAGACGUACGACUCUCGGUGCCAAAUACCACCCUGAAACUAAGCAAAUGAUGGCCUUACCUUAUUCGACUGGCGAAAAUCUGACCGAUCGAGAUAUCCUCCAAUUAGCAAGAUUGAGUCCUUUCCAAAGACAUUUACGCGCUUCAAAAUUUUUCAACGAGCGAGGAGAGUUCUACACUCGUCAUAAACGCUUCACGGAGAUGUCGGAUGCACGUCUUAGACGCGAGGGCUUGUUGCGUUCGUGGAUUCCGAGAAAGGCGGGGGAUCGUCCCCAUAACAGCGUAGAGCGUGCGGCGCGGGCGGCACAGUUGGGGUUGACGGGUGAUGAUAAGCUGAUUGCUGAUGCAGCCGCAGAGAGACUUCGUCGAGCUGCGGCAGAAAAAAAGUUGAGAGAGUCAAAGGCAGCAUAA
Botrytis deweyae is the source of this 1704-nucleotide messenger RNA. RefSeq lists its product as uncharacterized. The record is from RefSeq and is a predicted model, not a curated record. The coding region runs from base 1 to 1704 and encodes 567 amino acids. Lineage: Eukaryota; Fungi; Ascomycota; Leotiomycetes; Helotiales; Sclerotiniaceae. The transcript is spliced from 3 exons.